UGAAUGCGUCUUCAUGUAAUAGGAGUAGAAACAUAUGAGCUUGCUCGUCCUUUGUCAGGUCCUUUGUCCCGCCGAUUUUUGCCGCGGCGUGGACGAUGAAGAUUGCAUUGUUAUCAGACUUACACACAGAGUUCUCGGAUGGAGACUUCAAGCUCGGUGACGCUCUGUGCGCUCAGGCGCAGGCUGCCUGCGAUGUCCUUAUCCUCGCAGGGGACAUAGGCGAGCCAUUCAUGCCUAAUUAUGCUGCCCUACUAUCAGAAUGCUCCCAGAAUAUCAAAUGCACCCUGCUGCUGGCGGGAAACCGAGAAUAUUAUGCAAACGGCGCUACCAUGGCGGAGGUUGACGCCCAGAUUGACUUGCUUUGCUGCGCCCUGGGUAAUGUGCACUACCUGAACAACCGCGAGCUUAGGCUGGGCGGCAUUACUUUCGUUGGUUCCACGCUGUGGAGCUACAUCCCGCCAGAGCAGGCGGACGCGAUGUCGGACAUGCUGUGCUUUUGGGAGGCCUACACCGCCCCCAACCAGCGCCUCACGCCCGAGGCCUCCAGCCGCCUGUUCACAGCCAACCUGGACUUCCUCGCCGCAGCCCUAGAUCGCGCCCGCGCCCGCCGCGCCGCAGCCCUGGAGCGCCGGGCCCACGCCGCACGCGCUUCCCACGCCGCCGGCGCAGCCCACGCAACCCAGGCCGCCCACACCUCAUCACCAUUGCGCGCGGGUGACGCGGCCCGUGCCGCUGCAGCGGCUGCCAUAGCUGCCGCGACGCCGGCGACCCGCACCGCGGCCACCGCAGGAGGCGGCAAUGGCCGCAGCCAGCGCUGCAGCUCAGCGUUAGUGGAGUUGGCGCCGAUGGGACAAGAGCAGGAAGAAGAAGCGGAGGUGGUGGUGGUUGUGACACACCACGCGCCGCUCAUGGACGUCAGUCAGCCACCCGAGUUCCGUGGCGGCCCCCACACGCCCGCCUACGCCUCAGACCUGCGGCCCUUCAUCCUUCAGCAGCAGCAGCUGGACCAGCAGCUGUGGCAGAGCUGGCAUGAGCAGUUUCGGAGGCAGCAGCUGAGGCAGCCUGGGGAAGUGGAUCCGGGGCAGCAGCAGUACCACCCGGCAUCGCCAGAGCUGCCACAGCCGCCGCAGCCGCCGCGGGAGCCACCGCUGCUGGCGAUGUGGGUGAGCGGCCACACACAUCACAACUACGACGUGCAGGUGGGGGGAACACGGGUGGUUACCAACCAGUACGGCUACCAGAAGGGCCGGCCCCUGCGCCGCUUCAGGCCGGGGCUGCUACUGGAGGUGGGCGGCGGGGCCAAGGGCGGGGCUCAGCAGCAGCAGCAGCAGCAGCAGCAGCAGCAGCAGCAGCUACAGCCUCCGCAGCCGCUGCCGCGGCUACAGCCAUCACAGGCAGCAGAAGCAGGGGCGGCAGUGAGUGCAGCCCUGGCAGCGGGCCGUGCGUGUGGCGAGGAAGGUGGUGGGAGAGCAGGUUAUCUUAAUGGAGGAGGCGCGGGGCAUACGCAGGAGGCGGAGAGCGGGGGGGUGGCUACAGCUACUCGCGUGUCAGCAGAUGCUAUAGGGGCUGCCGGGUGGCAAAACACGGCGCCGUUUGUGGCGGCUGCACCCAUGCAUGAAGGGCAUGGUCAGCAGGGGUCGGAGCAGGCGGGGUUGUCCAGCAGCUGUGCACGCACACAGGGCAUGACGCGGCCGGCGCUAAGCGGCCGGCAGGGACAAGGUGGCGGUGCUGGUGGCGGCGUGGCGGCGGCUGCAGGGCCUGAUGACGUGCACGUGCGGGUAACACGGGCCCAUUAUGCCGAGCCUGCUGCUGGGGCCGGUGUGGCCGGUGUGGCCGGUGUGGUCAGCGCUGGCGCAGCAACGGCUGCAUCGCGGGUGGCGGCACUGUAUCAGGCACAUGGUGGUGGCGGCGACGGCCCCGCCCUCCCCGCCCUCCCACCAGGCCGGCAAGGCGGGGGCCGGAAGCUGAGCCCAUUUGAGCGGAUGCAGCUUGGCGGGCAGCAGGCAGCGGGCCGCGGGGGCGGUGACGUGGUGGAUAGCGUAGCAGGCUCCGGGGAGACUGCAGCUGAGCAGGUGGCGGCCGGCGGUGGUCACACAAGCGGCGCCGGCCGCGAUGGUGCAGCCGAGGAGGAUGGCAGUGUGAGCGGGGAGUCGGAGGGCGGGUGGGGCGGGCAGCAGCAGCAGCAGCAGCAGGCGGGGAACGCGGAGGUGCUGCCAAGCUGGCUGCGGCAGUUUGUGUGCCUGUAGCAUAGGGUAACGGUACCGUUCAAUUUUUGGAUGGGCGGGGGAGAGGAUGUGAGGGAAGACUCCCGAGAGGGAACAUCAGAAGUGAGCACCUAGCGCCCCGGAGCCUCUUGGCUGCGACGUCUUUGCUUGCACUUGACGUGACGUUUAUGCCUGGGCGGAAGGCGAUCAGCGUUGCUGCAUUUCGCACAUUUCAGUCAGGCCAGACCGCCAAGGAUCAUUUGCCAGACCGCCAAGGGUUGGGAUGGUGAGGUUCUGAUGGUGAGGCAGGGACGCGUCACAGACACACGUCCGCCCGUUGGCGCAUCGGAUGCACUUUGGGAAGGCACUUUGACAUGAAAGCAUCGCUGUGUGACUGGCUUGAUGAGGUGGCGGGUAUUCUGCGCGUGCCGCGCGGGGGUGUGAUGCGAGUAGACUUGUCGAUGGGGAGGC
Molecule: messenger RNA, 2675 nt
Organism: Chlamydomonas reinhardtii
Lineage: Eukaryota; Viridiplantae; Chlorophyta; Chlorophyceae; Chlamydomonadales; Chlamydomonadaceae
Exons: 3
Coding region: 330-2246 (638 amino acids)
Source: RefSeq, a predicted model, not a curated record